Molecule: messenger RNA, 5251 nt
Organism: Condylura cristata (star-nosed mole)
Lineage: Eukaryota; Metazoa; Chordata; Mammalia; Eulipotyphla; Talpidae
Gene: PDE8B
Product: phosphodiesterase 8B
Exons: 22
Coding region: 5-2662 (885 amino acids)
Biological process (GO): signal transduction
Molecular function (GO): 3',5'-cyclic-AMP phosphodiesterase activity
Source: RefSeq, a predicted model, not a curated record
AGGGAUGGGCUGCGCUCCUAGUAUCCACGUCUCGCAGAGCGGUGUGAUCUACUGCCGGGACUCGGAGGAGUCCAACUCGCCCCGCCAGACCACCAGCGUGUCUCCGGGCCCCGCGGCCGCCCUGCACGGCCUCUUGGUCCAGACCGACGCCGCCGACGCCUUACCUCCGAGCCGGGUGUCCGGACCCCAGGGCGCCGCCCGCGUCCGCAGGGCCCGUGGCGAGCUGGGCAGCGGCAGCAGCGCGGGCUCAGCUGCCCGCGCGGCGACCACCUGCAGGGGCCGGAGGCGCCACUGCUGCAGCAGUGCGGAGGCCGAGACCCAGACCAGCUACACCAGCUUCAAGCAGGUUUCUUCGGCGGAGGUGCGCAUUGGGCCCAUGAGACUGACACAGGACCCUAUCCAGGUUUUGCUGAUCUUUGCAAAGGAAGAUAAUCAGAGCGAUGGAUUCUGGUGGGCCUGUGACAGAGCCGGUUAUAGAUGCAAUAUUGCACGGACUCCAGAGUCAGCCCUUGAAUGCUUUCUAGAUAAACAUCAUGAAAUUAUUGUAAUUGAUCACAGACAGACUCGAAACUUUGAUGCAGAAGCAGUGUGCAGGUCUAUCCGGGCCACAAACCCCUCCGAGCACACGGUGAUCCUUGCGGUCGUCUCACAAGUAUUGGGCGACCAUGAAGAGGCCUCAGUCCUCCCUCUUCUGAAUGCAGGCUUCAACAGGAGAUUUAUGGAGAAUAGCAGCAUAAUUGCUUGCUAUAAUGAAUUGAUUCAAAUAGAACAUGGGGAAGUUCGCUCACAGUUCAAAUUACGGGCCUGUAAUUCCGUGUUUACUGCAUUAGACCAUUGUCACGAAGCCAUAGAGAUAACGAGCGAUGACCAUGUGAUUCAGUACGUCAACCCGGCCUUCGAGAGGAUGAUGGGCUACCAUAAAGGCGAGCUUCUGGGCAAAGAACUGGCCGAACUGCCCAAGAGUGAUAAGAACCGAGCAGACCUCCUGGACACCAUCAACACGUGCAUCAAGAAGGGCAAGGAGUGGCAGGGGGUUUACUAUGCCAGACGGAAAUCCGGGGACAGCAUUCAACAGCACGUGAAGAUUACCCCAGUGAUUGGCCAAGGAGGGAAAAUUAGGCAUUUUGUCUCCCUCAAGAAACUGUGUUGUACCACUGACAAUAAUAAGCAGCUUCACAAAGUUCAUCGUGAUUCAGGGGACAAUUCUCAGACAGAGUCUCAUUCAUUCAGAUACAAGAACAGGAGGAAAGAGUCUAUUGAUGUGAAAUCGAUAUCUUCUCGAGGCAGUGAUGCCCCCAGCCUGCAGAAUCGGCGCUACCCUUCCAUGGCAAGGAUCCAUUCCAUGACCAUCGAGGCUCCUAUCACAAAGGUCAUAAAUAUAAUCAAUGCUGCCCAGGAAAACAGUCCUGUCACGGUAGCAGAAGCCUUGGAUAGAGUUUUAGAAAUUUUACGGACCACAGAACUGUACUCCCCUCAGCUGGGUACCAAGGAUGAAGAUCCUCACACCAGUGACCUUGUUGGAGGCCUGAUGACUGACGGCUUGAGAAGGUUGUCAGGAAACGAGUAUGUAUUCACUAAGAAUGUGCACCAGAGUCACAGUCACCUUGCAAUGCCAAUAACCAUCAACGACGUCCCUCCGUGCAUUGCUCAACUACUCGAUAAUGAGGAAAGCUGGGAGUUCAACAUCUUUGAGUUGGAAGCUGUUACACAUAAAAGGCCACUGGUUUACCUGGGCUUAAAGGUCUUUUCCCGGUUUGGAGUAUGUGAAUUUUUACACUGUUCUGAAACUACUCUUCGGGCCUGGCUCCAAGUGAUUGAAGCCAACUAUCACUCCUCCAAUGCUUACCAUAACUCCACCCAUGCUGCUGAUGUCCUGCACGCCACUGCCUUCUUCCUCGGAAAGGAAAGAGUAAAGGGAAGCCUCGAUCAGCUGGAUGAGGUGGCAGCACUGAUUGCUGCCACAGUCCAUGACGUGGAUCACCCAGGAAGGACCAACUCGUUCCUGUGCAAUGCAGGCAGUGAACUCGCCGUGCUCUACAAUGACACUGCUGUCCUGGAGAGUCACCACACAGCCCUGGCCUUCCAGCUCACAGUCAAAGACAGCAAAUGCAACAUUUUCAAGAAUAUUGACAGGAACCAUUAUCGAACAUUGCGUCAGGCUAUCAUUGAUAUGGUUUUAGCAACAGAGAUGACAAAACACUUUGAACAUGUGAACAAAUUUGUGAACAGCAUCAAUAAGCCACUGGCAGCUGAGGUUGAGGGCAGCGAUUGUGAAUGCAACCCUGUUGGAAAGAACUUCCCUGAAAAUCAAAUCCUGAUCAAGCGCAUGAUGAUUAAGUGUGCUGAUGUGGCCAAUCCAUGCCGACCCCUGGACCUGUGCAUCGAAUGGGCUGGGAGGAUCUCUGAGGAGUAUUUUGCACAGACCGAUGAAGAGAAGAGACAGGGGCUGCCUGUGGUGAUGCCAGUGUUCGACCGGAACACCUGUAGCAUUCCCAAGUCCCAGAUCUCCUUCAUUGACUACUUCAUCACAGACAUGUUUGAUGCUUGGGAUGCCUUUGCACAUCUGCCAGCCUUGAUGCAACAUUUAGCAGAUAACUACAAACACUGGAAGACAUUAGAUGACUUAAAGUGCAAAAGCCUGAGGCUUCCAUCUGACAGCUAAAGGCAGAGAAGGGGACCUCUGAUCUACAAAGGACACUGAAUUAUAGUAGUAAAGAGGCUUUCCUUAAUCAUGAAAACAACAAAUAGGUUAAGCAGGUAAUAUUUGGUUUUUAAUCAUUCAAGUCCCUAAAUUUCAUUUUUGGAAAGUUAUGGUUUAUGAAAGUAAAAUGUAUUCUUUUAAUCUCUUAGUGACAAACACAUGGCAGACUCCUGUGCUCUGCUGUCCGUGUGUCCUUGUCAAACAAAACUUAAAAUGCUAUCCAAAAAGAUAAAAGCAGCAAAGAUUUGAUGUUAAUGAGACAUUGACCAAAUAGCUCUGCUAGUGUUCAGCUCAUUUCUUAUCCUAAAGUCACCCUUAUUGAGCUUGACUAUUUUUCUUAAAGCAUCAUCUGAAGGAUUUAUAAAAUGAGCAAAACUACUUUCAUAGCCUUGGCCACUCACUCUGUUGUAACAGGGAUUCAUCCUAAGAGAAAGAAACAUCUGGUUUUGGGGGAAUCCAUGAGCUUCCCUUAUUUCUGGUUGAAAGGGCAUUACAAGGCACUAUACUACAUAAAAGCCAUUAAAUCUGAAUGCCCUUGGACAAGCUUUUUAAAAAAAAAAUUUAUAUACAUUUGUUGUCAUGUUUCAACAUGACAAUUCCAUUUUUAUUAAAUUUGUAUUAAAUCAAUCUGAAUUUUUGGGGUAUAACCAUGGCAUGCCAUCUCUACUUAUACAUUUGAGGAGGGGAUGGGGAGAAAGUUCAGAUAUUUUUAACUGAUCUAUAUUUGAGAUCAUGCCAUUUUGCUUUAAAGAUGUAAAAAAAGAGCGCAAGACAUGUAAAUAUCAGGAAAACAAGCUAAUGAGAAAGCAGUAAAUACUAUUUUAAGCUAUUAAUGUAUGCUAAAAGCUUCUGAAGCACAAGUGCAUAUUUUUAUACAGCUGUUUUCACAACUUUCUGUGAGCUACAGUCAACCUGAGAUUUUCCUUUGUCUUUUACCAGUCGACCCUUCUCUAUAUAUGUAUUAUAACUAUUAGAAAAUCAGUAAAUGAAAUCUUUGUUUUGCUUUUAAAUUCUGUAUAUGCCAUACUGCAUUUUUAAGGGGUAUAGAGACUGACUUAACUGAACCAGUUUUUUUUGAAAAUCGGAAUGCAGGAUGCUUUGGAAGUAGUACACUGGAAGAAGAAAAAAAUACUUAUCACUAACAAUAAUGUGCCAAUUUUUUUCCUCUUUUGUACCAAAAAAAGGAAACAUGACAAGUACAUGCAAAGAAAUGUAUCUAAAUUAUUUUUCUUAGAUAAAAGAAUUUGCUUGGUCAAGACAACAGCCAGCUUUGUAUUGUAAUGUUGCUUUAUGUAAAUGUGAUAAAAAAAUGUUUUUGUGAAGUACUUGGAACUAAAUUCUUAUAGCUAUUUUUCAUUCCCAGUACCUUUUUGUUUUACUUCUCUAGCCUUUUUCAUAAUUUCAAAAAAUUGGCUUAGUGUCCUUUAUUUUAUGAGCUACCUUGUUUCAGAAGCUUAUUUGAGGCAAGGAUUAUCUAUUUCUGACCAUCUUGUGUUUCAUUCCAUUUGGUAAGUACCAUUUAUCAGAUGUCUGACAUUUCUACACGAACAUUACAGCUUAUUCAAUGUUAUUUCACAACAACGUUAAGCAUUUAAGACUGUCAGGUACAUGUUAAAAACAGCUAUGUUAUCAGUGCAACCUUUCACUUAGCUGCUAACUAAACAAGGCAUUUCUCCACGUAAUGAUUUAUGUAUCAGAUUGGUGUGAGCUAUUAUAAAUCACCUAUUAUAGAGUUGUUUAUUAGAACAUUGUUUUGAGAAGAGUUUUAUGGAAAAUGCAAUACCAUCUGAUACUAUAUAGGUGACAUUUAAAUUUGCUUACCUGAUUGCAAAUAAGCCUCAUCACUUCUAUUGGCACCUAUGCAACCCUGGGAGAAAAAAAUAAAGGGGACUCUACUUGCCCCAAAGUAUACAGCCACACAAGGAGGGAGUAAAAGGGCAUUAAAAUAACAAAGUACACUCCAUUGUUACAAGCUAGAGAAACUAAAGAAAAGAUGCACAUAAAUACUGCAACUGAAAUUGUAUUCUUCUAAAUUAAAAGUUCAGCUUUUAUCAACAGUCUACAUAACUACUACUGAGCAGCUCUGAAUCACUACCAGACUCUCACUUUGAGGAUGCUCCUGAACGUGGUUUUCCUUGGACCAUAAAAAGGAUUUGGCGUGGUACUUAAGGUAUUGUUUUGUUAUUGAAAUCUAUGGUUUGUAGCAUUUCUUUUAAAUAAACAGAACAGGUUAAAUCAUUUCAAGAGAAUUAUAACCCAAUAUAUUUUCAAGAAAUCUAGCAAACUGGGUUGUAGUUCAUCUCUAGAGGAAAAUCAGAAGCCCCACUGGCUCCAAAUUGAAGAUUAGAAAGCAGCCUCUUUGUAACUUCUCAAAAAUGCCACAAUAGCAGUUUCUUGCCUGAAAGCAAUGCUGAUUUUCAUAUUCACAUGUUUCAGUGGAGGUUAAGUUUUAACACAGUCCUCCAUAAAAUUUUUCACUGUUAAGUAAAGCAAAAAUAAUGACUGUUUUCUUCAUAUAUGGAGUGAUACCUUAAACUAUCAGCUAGCAUU